This is a messenger RNA of Striga hermonthica, 858 nucleotides long. Lineage: Eukaryota; Viridiplantae; Streptophyta; Magnoliopsida; Lamiales; Orobanchaceae. The record is from the annotation of a GenBank genome assembly.
AUGGACAUCACAGUCAACCAAGAUGGAAAUGGCGAUUUCAAGACCAUUAACGACGCAAUUAGCAGCAUCCCAAUACUCAACACUCAAAGGAUCUUAAUACAUAUUAAUUCGGGCAUUUAUAGGGAAAAGGUGAAUAUUCCAAGAAGCAUGCAUUUUAUAACGUUGAUCGGGAAUGAGUUUGAGCCUCCAACAAUCACGGGCAACGACACGGCUUCGACUGUGAUUGGGAAAGAUGGAAAGAAACUUAGGACGUUUCAGAGUGCCACGGUGGCCAUUGAUGCUGAUUACUUCAUGGCCAUCAACCUUAAAUUUGAGGAUCGGGAAGCCCUCUACGGUGCAACCUUCCACCGGUCGCGUCCCUCCACCAAGUUCAAGCAAGCUUCGGCCUUUUCGAACCAUGGGUUGGGUAGCUUGAUUUUUCCGUGGUUGGGUCGGUUUUUUUUGUCCAUGGGUCCUUAUGCCAUUCUCGUUUUAUCCAUUUAUGUAGAUAUUCCUUUCGAUCCUCCUUCCGAUACCCGUGUUCCUCAUUUGAUUGAUGAGGCCGAGGGGGUGUUUACUUGGGACGAGCUUCAACGGUUUGGAGACUCGCGCCCAAAUGACCCUUUUGACCUUGAUGAUGUUCCUUCUAUUUCGGACGUGCCCGAUUCGAUUUCGGGUCAUGGCGCGUCUUUGGUUUGUACGGAUAUGGGUGACCCUCAUCCGGUCGAGUCGGGUGAUCACGGUCCCCAUCCGGUCGGUUCGGGCGACCAUAGCCCUCAUUCGGGUACCGCGGCUAGGUCCGGGUCCCGUUCGGCCUCUUCGAGCGGGUUAUUGCGCGCGGCUUCCAUGUUUGCCCGUAAUAAACAAUGGGCAUUGUAA